AUGAAGACAAAAGCACACAACCAAAGCAAGUUCAUGCGAGUCGUUGCAAUCCCAGUAAGACUUUUGUGUAAAGCAAGGGACGUUUAUGUUAAAAGCAUAAUAGACUGCUCGACGAGGAUGGGUUAUGGCCACUCCAUGGCCUUGCCAACGGGACAAUACCCUCCCUUGCCCUGGAGCUUCAGUAUUGGCUCGUCAAGGUGCAACGACAAUGAAGAUUACAGAAAGCUUGUUAGAGCUGCUUCUGACAGGAGCUUAGGUCAAAGAAAUGAAAUUGAGAUGUUCAUACAGCAAUUGAGGCAGCAGCAAUCAUCGAUAAUGGUGGGAUCCAAAAUGUUUUUGCCAAAGAGUUGCGGUUUUGGAAUGGGUAUCAUGGGAAGGAUUGAUGGAGACAAACCAUGUGAUUUUGAAACAGGCGCAGGCGCCGUUGUAAAGCCACAGUUGGGGCCAAGAAGCAGAAGCUUUGCUGUUGGAAGGAAGGGUUAAUUAAUUGAAAUUCAUAAAAAAAAAAAAAAAAACAGAGAGAGAGAGGCUGCCUUCUGAUUUUUUGAGAGGGAUUCACCAUGGGGAGAGUUGAGUAAAGAGCCCUCCCUCGUGGUUAAUUUGGUUUAAUUAUUUCUGUUGUUCUUGGAUAAUGGUUGGGCUGUAAUGGAGCUUAGUUUGGGAAUCUUUAAUUUCUGUGCUUAAGGCGUUUGGGCUUUUGGAGUGUGAUAAUAUAUACUUAAUGAGAGCAUUUGCAUAUUUGGAUAUCAAAUGGAUUAAAUCCGAAUCCAUACUCAAGAAAUGAUGAAGAACAUCGUUGGCCCCAUUGUUUAUUUCCCCACCUUUUCCUCUCUGUUUUUUUCUUUAAUCCUUCAUUCGUCAAAAGAGAGAAGAGAAUUUGCAAGUUGCAAGUUAACAAACUACAUUUAGGAUGCGUUUGGUUUAUGAUUUUUUUUUUUGUAAGUUAUUUUUCAUUCACAUCAAUUGUGGAGAUGAUAAUAAAAUUAUUAAAAUAUUAUUGAUA
Populus trichocarpa (black cottonwood) is the source of this 1003-nucleotide messenger RNA. RefSeq lists its product as uncharacterized. The record is from RefSeq and is a predicted model, not a curated record. The transcript has a single exon. The coding region runs from base 1 to 483 and encodes 160 amino acids. NCBI's taxonomy places the organism in Eukaryota, Viridiplantae, Streptophyta, Magnoliopsida, Malpighiales, Salicaceae.